AUGAGAAAGGUGAGAUCCGUCUGUAGCCGCGAAGAGAUGAAGUUCGGCAAGAAUAUCUGCAUCUUAAACGUCGGCGGCACCAAAUACGCGUUCACCCGAGAGGUGAUUAAGGAUUUCCCACUGCGGAGAGUGAGCCGUUUGCACAGCUGUUCGUCGGAGAAGGAGGUGCUGGAGGUGUGCGAUGACUACGACCGCGAACGGAAUGAGUUCUUCUUUGAUCGCCACUCCGAGGCGUUCGUGUUCAUCAUGCUGUACGUGCGCUCGGGUAAGCUGCGCUUUGUGCCGCGGAUGUGCGAGCUCUCCUUCUACAACGAGAUGAUCUACUGGGGGCUGGAGAGCUCGCACCUGGAGUUCUGCUGCCAGCGGCGCCUGGACGACCGCAUGUCCGACACGUACACGUACUUCUCAGAGGAGGACGGGAGAACCGAGGAGGACUCACGAGCGGGUGAUGAAGAAUCCGACACCAGGGGUUCGUGCGCCGAGCGCGCAAACCCGGGCUGGCUCGAGCGCAUGCGGAGAACCUUCGAGGAACCCGCGUCUUCAGUGGCCGCGCAGAUCCUCGCCUCGGUCUCUGUGAUUUUUGUCAUCAUUUCCAUGAUCAUCCUGUGUGCCAGCACCCUGCCGGACUGGGAUACAGCCAAGAACAACACAGUGGAGGAGCACAGGAUCAUUGAAGCGGUAUGUAUUGGCUGGUUCACUGCUGAGUGCAUAGUGCGUUUCAUUGUCUCACGGGACAAAUGUGAGUUUGUACGGCGGCCUCUGAACAUCAUCGACCUCCUGGCUAUAACACCUUACUAUGUAUCAGUGGCCAUGACGGCCCUGACUGGGGAAAACCCACAGCUUCAAAGAGUAGGAGUCACGCUGCGUGUGCUGAGGAUGAUGCGUAUCUUCUGGCUAAUUAAGUUGGCACGCCAUUUCCUUGGUCUGCAGACGCUGGGGCUGACGCUGCGCCGCUGCUACCGCGAGAUGGUCAUGCUACUGGUGUUUGUGUGUGUCGCUAUGGCCAUCUUCAGUGCUCUGGCUCAACUUCUGGAGCACGGGCUGGACCUGGAAAGCAGCAACGAGGACUACGCCAGCAUCCCGGCAGCCUGCUGGUGGGUUAUUAUCUCCAUGACCACGGUAGGCUAUGGAGACAUGUAUCCCAUCACGAUGCCGGGCCGCGUGCUGGGUGGUGUGUGUGUCGUGAGUGGCAUUGUGCUCCUGGCUCUCCCAAUUACCUUUAUCUACCACAGCUUUGUGCAGUGCUACCACGAGCUCAAAUUCCGCUCAGCACGCUGCGUGCGAAGUCUCUCUGCUGAAUUUCUCAACUGA
This is a messenger RNA of Neoarius graeffei (lesser salmon catfish), 1311 nucleotides long. RefSeq names its product potassium voltage-gated channel, subfamily G, member 3 (gene kcng3). The transcript is spliced from 2 exons. NCBI's taxonomy places the organism in Eukaryota, Metazoa, Chordata, Actinopteri, Siluriformes, Ariidae. Gene Ontology annotation, molecular function: protein binding; delayed rectifier potassium channel activity. The coding region runs from base 1 to 1311 and encodes 436 amino acids. The record is from RefSeq and is a predicted model, not a curated record. Gene Ontology annotation, biological process: potassium ion transmembrane transport; protein homooligomerization. Gene Ontology annotation, cellular component: voltage-gated potassium channel complex; membrane.